AUGGCGUCCGUCUCGCAGUCUGUGGCUGAUGUAGCUAUCCGUCCUUACUGCGCGGCCGACCACGACGCGGUGGUGCAAAUAUACCUCGACGGGAUGAUCUCCUACUCUUACGAGGGCGAGGACGAGGCCAGCAAGACGCUGUGGGCGCGGGUCCGGCAGGCGUCCGUGGAGAGCGACCUGGCCGACAUCGAGGGGGUUUACUUUGCCAAUGGCGGGCGGUUCUGGGUGGCGGUUGCGCGCACCGAGGGCGGAGAGGAAGAUGUCGUCGGGAUGGUGGGGCUGCAGCGCCACAGCGACGACGUGGGCGAGCUGCGCCGCAUGUCCGUCAAGGACGGAUUCCGCCGCAUGGAACUAGGGCGGAGACUGCUGCAGCACCUGCAAGACUGGGCCAGAGCUCGCGGCUUCAAGCGCGUGGAGCUGUCGACGGGCCUGGCAAUGACCAACGCCGUGGAGUUCUACAAGUCGCAGGGCUGCACGCUCACGCACACGACCAUCUUCACGCCGGGCAUGACGCACGAGGAAGCGCACUUCGCCCGAUCCUUAAUUUAG
Phytophthora sojae is the source of this 549-nucleotide messenger RNA. RefSeq lists its product as hypothetical. Bases 1 to 549 code for a protein of 182 amino acids. The record is from RefSeq and is a predicted model, not a curated record. NCBI's taxonomy places the organism in Eukaryota, Oomycota, Peronosporomycetes, Peronosporales, Peronosporaceae. Gene Ontology annotation, molecular function: N-acetyltransferase activity. The transcript has a single exon.